Messenger RNA from Salmo salar (Atlantic salmon), 3404 nucleotides. Its product is annotated as D(1) dopamine receptor-like. Gene Ontology annotation, molecular function: dopamine neurotransmitter receptor activity, coupled via Gs; G protein-coupled receptor activity. Gene Ontology annotation, cellular component: plasma membrane. NCBI's taxonomy places the organism in Eukaryota, Metazoa, Chordata, Actinopteri, Salmoniformes, Salmonidae. The record is from RefSeq and is a predicted model, not a curated record. Gene Ontology annotation, biological process: positive regulation of MAPK cascade; G protein-coupled dopamine receptor signaling pathway; adenylate cyclase-activating adrenergic receptor signaling pathway.
AUACAGAAGACAGAAGGACUCCUCUCACCCUGUACAGAGGCUGCAGUAGGAGAUCUAAAACCUCUACUAUCCCUGUGGGAAUAUGUGCAACCAUCCACCUCUCCAGGACGAAGGAUGUCAGAACUGAUACAAAGUCUGGAACAAUGCCAACCCCAGAGAGAGGCUGCCUAGAAUGUCUUUUACCUUGUUGUUUUUUAUUAUCACGAGACACAAACAAACAAACUGUUAUCAGAGAUGUUUGUUUGGAUGAAAGGGAGAAACCCCUAGAGGGCUUUCCUUCUGACCAGGUUCUUCUCUACACUAUGAGCUGAUUGACCCCUCUCUGCCCCGCCUCCACCCCCCCACACACACACAACUUGUCCCUCCCCUCCACCUCUCCCUCCCACCGACGAUGGAUCUGACGAAUGACACCACGGUCAUCACAGACAGCGACUUAUUGGAUGACUCCUCAACCCGUGUCCUGACUGGCUGUUUCCUCUCACUGCUCAUCCUCUCCACGUUGCUCGGCAACAUCCUUGUGUGUGCCGCCGUCACCAAGUGCCGUCACCUGCGUUCCAAAGUCACCAACUUCUUUGUGAUCUCGUUGGCCGUCUCCGACCUCCUGGUCGCUGUACUGGUGAUGCCGUGGAAGGCCGUGACGGAGGUCGCAGGGUUCUGGCCGUUUGGCUCGUUCUGCGAUACUUGGGUGGCGUUCGACAUCAUGUGCUCCACGGCAUCCAUCUUGAACCUGUGUGUGAUCAGCGUGGACCGUUACUGGGCAAUAUCCAGCCCGUUCCGCUAUGAGAGGAACAUGACUCCUAAAGUGGCGUUUGUGAUGAUCAGCGUGGCCUGGACGCUCUCCGUCCUCAUCUCCUUCAUCCCCGUCCAGCUCAACUGGCACAAAGCCCAGACCCUUUCCUCUACAUCCAUCACUACCUCCACAACUACCCCCUACGGCCUCCAGGCCCCCCCAGACUCCUCUAACCCUGUUGGGGAUAUCAACACACAUCAGGCCCCCCGGGACUUUGACAACUGUCACUUCAGCCUGAACCGGACCUACGCCAUCUCUACCUCUCUGAUCAGCUUCUAUAUCCCAGUGAUCAUCAUGGUGGUCACCUACACCCAGAUCUACCGCAUCGCCCACCGUCAGAUCAGAUGCAUCGCCACCCUAGAACGAGCCGCAGAGAGCGCCAAGAACCGACACAACAGCAUGGGAGAAGGCGGCGGAGAAUCCAGCAUCUCCGAAUCGGAGAGCUCGUUCAAGAUGACGUUCAAACGGGAGACAAAGGUCCUGAAGACGCUGACUCUGAUCGUGGGCGUGUUCGUGUGCUGCUGGCUGCCCUUCUUCAUCCUGAACUGCAUGGUGCCGUUCUGUGAGCUGUCACCCCCCGGUGGCGCGGCCUCCUUCACCUGUAUCAGUCCCACUACGUUUGAUGUGUUUGUGUGGUUCGGGUGGGCCAAUUCUUCCAUCAACCCCAUCAUAUAUGCCUUCAACCCAGACUUCCGCAAGGCAUUUUCUAUCCUCCUGGGCUGCCACAGAUUCUGUCCCGGAGAUCACGGCAUGGGCGCAUUCAGUCUCAGUAAGAAGUGAGCUCAGAGCCUUAGAAUUCCCAGUGGUAGUAAUAAAAAACAUACAUGGACAACAUCUGCUGAGACACUGGUCUCAGAAGAGGACCUACAGUACCAGCUGUCAUGAACGUCAGAGAACAAUAGCAUGCCAUUGUCUGGUGCAUUGUAUCGCCAUAAGCAAGCAGUGUAAGCAGUACAACCUUGGUGUAAAAGGUUUGUUGUUGUCAUUGAGGGUGCCGCCAACUUGUGCAGUGUCACUGGGCAUAACUGAAAUGGCACUGCAAUAAGAGUCGAGUGACCCUUUGCAGUGUCCCUGACUGUGCAGUGAAUGCAGUACGUUUAGUGACACAUUGUCUCUAUGGAGUAGAGCCCCAGACUCUGACCCAGUGAUCCAGUGACUGCAGCCUAUAGCGAGUCAGGACCCCAGACUCUGACUCAGUGAUCCAGUGACUGCAGACUAUAGCGAGUCAGGGCCCUAGACUCUGACCCAGUGAUCCAGUGACUGCAGCCUAUAGCGAGUCAGGACCCCAGACUCUGACUCAGUGAUCCAGUGACUGCAGCCUAUAGCGAGUCAGGACCCCAGACUCUGACUCAGUGAUCCAGUGACUGCAGACUAUAGCGAGUCAGGACCCCAGACUCUGACUCAGUGAUCCAGUGACUGCAGACUAUAGUGAGUCAGGGCCCUAGACUCUGACCCAGUGAUCCAGUGAGUCCAGGGACUGCAGACUAUAGUGAGUCAGGACCCGACUCUGACCCAGUGAUCCAGUGACUGCAGCCUAGAGCGAGUCAGGGCCCCAGACUCUGACCCAGUGAUCCAGUGACUGCAGCCUAGAGCGAGUCAGGGCCCCAGACUCUGACCCAGUGAUCCAGUGACUGCAGACUAUAGCGAGUCAGGGCCCCAGACUCUGACCCAGUGAUUCAGUGAUCCAGUGAUUGCAGCCUAUAGUGAGUCAGGACACCAGACUCUGACCCAGUGAUCCAGUGAUCCAGGAACUGCAGACUAUAGUGAGUCAGGACCCCAGACUCUGACCCAGUGAUCCAGUGACUGCAGACUGUAGUGCCCUUGGCCCCAGUAGAGAUUAAAAAGGGUGAAGGAUUUGAUAUUAAGACUGUGUGUGACAGAGUACAGGAAGAGAGAGAGUGGUGCUAACUAUACUCUGAAAUGGAUAAUCCACAGACUGGGCAGGCAACACACACGAACACGUACGCUCACCCACACACAUACACACACGCUCACGCACACGCGCACACACAUAGUGACCACUACAGAUCUCAAACGUCAUAGGGGUUUAAGACUCAAACCAAAUCAUAUUUAUGUAUGAACAUAAACAUGUGAAUCAAUCCAGAAGUGACUUAGAAACUGCUCUACUGAAGCAGCUCGAACGAUUUCAGACUGUCCAGUAGAGAUUGAUAUUGUGUGCUUUAUUGUGAAUUUAACAGAAUGUUAAAAAAGAGGUCACUUUAUUAGAAAAGUGAAGAAAUGUAAUACAGUACUUCAAGAAAAUAUAUUAUUCUUUACAAUGUCUUCUCUUGCAAACAGUAACUUUGAUUGUGUUUUUGUUAAAGUUCCUACCGAUACUGCCAUUGUUUUAAUUGAUGGGGGAACACCAAAUGACGGUCAACUGAAUCAUUUUUCUAAUGAUGGUAAUGAAAUUCAGAAAGCUUAAGGCUAUUUCAUAACAAACAACAAUUUCAUUUGGACCGCCAUUUUAAAUCCCUCUCCAAAGUGUUUUACCUUAUUAAUGAGCUACUCAUCUUGCAUUGUGUCUGUGGCUUUUCCAAAGCAAUGCCAGGUGUCCCAACAAGCUCUCAUAGUCUCACUGCAGAAUGAGACGUUCAGCCACGUUCUCCAAACG